This is a messenger RNA of Plenodomus lingam JN3, 315 nucleotides long. Lineage: Eukaryota; Fungi; Ascomycota; Dothideomycetes; Pleosporales; Leptosphaeriaceae. The record is from RefSeq and is a predicted model, not a curated record.
AUGCUUCUCCGCUACCUGCUCAUUUGGCCGCAUAUAUGCAUUUUUGCAUGCCUGCCCUGCCCUGCCCUGCCUGCCUCAUCAGGCAUGUCGGUACUCGUGCGUCGUCCCAGGGGCAGUCCGGCUGUUGUUUGGGGAUGGGUGAACACCACCCAUUUACUUGACACAAAUUGUUACGCGGGAUGCAGAUUUGAGCAUGCUCAACCGAAAAUUGCGUUGACAGGACGCUGGAGGCAGAUUCCAGGUGACUUCGAUAGUUUUGUACUCGAGUUUGGUUAUACUUUUACAUCACCUACGCAGUUGGUGUACACCGAGUAG